This is a messenger RNA of Labeo rohita (rohu), 1392 nucleotides long. RefSeq names its product pyridoxamine 5'-phosphate oxidase (gene pnpo). Lineage: Eukaryota; Metazoa; Chordata; Actinopteri; Cypriniformes; Cyprinidae. The coding region runs from base 30 to 863 and encodes 277 amino acids. Gene Ontology annotation, molecular function: FMN binding; pyridoxamine phosphate oxidase activity. The transcript has 7 exons. The record is from RefSeq and is a predicted model, not a curated record. Gene Ontology annotation, biological process: pyridoxine biosynthetic process; pyridoxal 5'-phosphate biosynthetic process.
CGUGAUGACGUAGGUUUGGAGUUGCAGGCAUGGGACGUCUAUUGGGCUUCUGCACGUCCAGGAACAUCUGCAAUAUUGUGAAGUUUAUUGAACCCAGUGUUACCUUGACAGUCGGCAUUACUCCGUUAUUUACCUCGUUUGUCUGCAGGAAAUUUACGGACAGCGGCUCCAACAUGGAUCUGAGUAACAUGAGAAAGAGCUAUAAGAACGAUGAGGAGUGUUUUGAGGAGGAUCAUCUUGCUUCUUUAGAUCCUAUUAAGCAAUUCGGCAGCUGGUUUGAUCAAGCCUGUAAAUGCCCUGAGGUGGGAGAAGCCAAUGCCAUGUGUCUCGCAACAGCCACCAAGGAUGGUCGCCCCUCUGCACGCAUAGUUCUUCUAAAAGGCUACAGUGAGGAGGGAUUUCGCUUCUUUACCAACUAUGAGAGUCGGAAAGGUGAAGAGCUGGAAAGCAAUCCCCACGCCUGUCUUGUAUUAUACUGGGCACCAUUAAACAGACAAAUUCGCAUUGAGGGCACUGUAGAACGAACCUCGUAUGAGAUUUCACGUGAUUAUUUCCACUCAAGACCCAAGGGCAGUCAGAUUGGUGCUGUGGUCAGCAGGCAGAGCAAAGUAAUACCAAGCAGACAAUAUCUUCGAGACAAGAAUGCAGAGCUUGAGGAAAAGUAUAAGGACACAACUGUACCAAUGCCAGAUUACUGGGGUGGAUACAUUGUAAAACCCCACCUAAUUGAGUUCUGGCAAGGUCAGACCAAUAGGUUACAUGACCGAAUAGUCUUUUCACGGCCAAAAGAGGGAGAGACUGAACUGAGGGAUAUGCAGCAUCAAGCUGAGGGAGGCUGGAUAUACCAACGCUUAUCCCCCUAAUAGAGAGCAUGCUGUGAAAUCAACAUCAUCGUCUGUGACAUCAAUACAUCAUCAUUACUUGCCAGUGACUGUCACUAAUAAUGCUGCCAGGGCAUCAACUGACAUUUAUAUGUUGAUAACUGUAAACAUGAUUUUAUUAAUAUAAAUGAUGUUGCAUUACAAAAUGGUGCUUCGUUGCAGCAUUUUUAAGCUUUCGAAACUGACCUUAACACAUUUUAAUCUAUUACUUGUAAGUGUAAAGUCUGCCUGAUGUUUAUUAAUAAUUGCAAAGCAUAGCUGCACUUGCAGCCUUAAUUGUAGUUUCAGUGAACAUAGACUUUGGACUUGUGUCACAACAAAAAACGCCCAACAUGUUGCUCUGUUUGUGUUAUGCACAUCUUUAAAUGUGUUCAUAUGAUAUACAACAAAUAUUCACAAUCAGAUUGUGUGUUAUAAAUGUGCCAAACUUAAUGUUGACCUAAAAUAACUGUAAUUCCCUAAUGAAUAGUGAUUUUUCUGUAAAUGUAAAGUAGUACAUCUUUAGUUUUUC